GCUACAUGACCCCGGAAGUAAAACAAUAAAGGCAGCGUUCAGAUGUUGUAGCUGAAAUUUGUUGAGAAGUUUAGUCAUCUGUCAGGAAGUUUCUGGUGUGUGGACAUGGCUGUGGAUUGGAUUGGCUUCGUGUAUGCUGCACUGGUGUCAACAGGAGGAAUCAUGGGUUACAUGAAAGCAGGCAGUGUCACCUCUCUGGCUGCAGGAGUCCUGUUUGGCCUGCUGGCUGCUGUAGGUGCUUAUCUAAUAUCUCAAAAUCCCAGGAAUGUCUGGCUUUCAGUAGGCACCUCGGGAACUCUGGCUGUGGUGAUGGGACUACGGUUUUUAAACUCUGGGAAGUUCAUGCCUGCUGGUUUUAUGACUUUGGCAAGUGGACUGAUGCUGUUAAGGAUCAUCUUGAUGCUAAAGAGACCACAUCAAUCUUAAACAUAUGUAAUAUAAACAUCUUCUGUAUCCAUGCAGAUUUCUUUUUUUUACAUAAAAAACUAUUUGUACUCUCAUAUUCUGUAAAUCUAAACAUGA
This is a messenger RNA of Labrus mixtus (cuckoo wrasse), 522 nucleotides long. RefSeq names its product transmembrane protein 14C-like. The transcript has 5 exons. The coding region runs from base 106 to 426 and encodes 106 amino acids. Lineage: Eukaryota; Metazoa; Chordata; Actinopteri; Labriformes; Labridae. Gene Ontology annotation, cellular component: mitochondrial membrane. The record is from RefSeq and is a predicted model, not a curated record. Gene Ontology annotation, biological process: regulation of heme biosynthetic process.